GCCCUCCGUGCCCUCCCAAAAGCACGUUUCCUACCAGCUUUCUACUGCCUAACCUAAGGCUUAUCUUGUCGUCAGUGUCAUCGGCCACAGCGGCCCGCACCACCGGUCGUCGCCAACGACAACGACGACACCGACGACACCGACGACGCUGGCGCAACCGUCCGUCAGAGGUUGACAAAGCCACAGCGGAAGCCAAGUGGGAGACGAAAAAAAGACGAACAACUCGAUAAGAGACAGGAUGCAGUGGGAAGCUACAGCACAGAGAGAGCACGACCGAACUCUGAGAGAAGCGCUAAGCUAAGCAGAGAGAGAGGCAGGGGAGCCUGGGACAGAACCUUGGCGCCGAAAUGGGACCUGCAGGCUGCGUCGUGCAUGGGAAUAUACAGCCGAGUUGGAGGUUGACAAAGUGGGACGAAUCAACUGUCGACUUUCCCCCCCGUGAUCCGUCCGUCGCGCACUGUGCUCCCUACUCUGUCGUACACAGGAGCGUUCGUUGUCUGUCCGUCACUUACGACUUGUCUCGUGCUGGUCGUGUUUGGCGCACACGCGGCAACAUGGAACAUGCAGCGACGACGACGGUAGCAAGCAGCCGGGAGCUUGGUCUGGUGCCGGUGGAGAUGCCCAUGCGGACAUCGGGUACGCUCAUCUUUUAUGGCUUCUUCAGCUCGACGUCUGUUCUUGGCCCGUUUGCAUCCCAUCUUUGUCGCGCGUCCGAUACCCAAUCUCGAGCGUCGAGGGAACCGGAACUGGAUGGAAGAGAGGUGUGCCCUGGCGCGUGUGGCACUGUGAGAAGAGGGGCCUAGAUACCAACGAAGCGCAUAGGUAGACGCUAGGUAGGUACUGCCCUACUCGCCGACCUCGUCCGAAAUCUUGGACGCUGUACGGAAGACGCCGUUACGGCACAGUGACGGCAAGAGCCUAGCAACUCCCCAUCUGCCUCACGAAUACUCGUCCGCUGCAGGCUGGUUCCUCGAAUUGCC
Messenger RNA from Colletotrichum navitas, 980 nucleotides. RefSeq lists its product as uncharacterized. Lineage: Eukaryota; Fungi; Ascomycota; Sordariomycetes; Glomerellales; Glomerellaceae. The record is from RefSeq and is a predicted model, not a curated record. Bases 348 to 803 code for a protein of 151 amino acids. The transcript has a single exon.